Messenger RNA from Trichosporon asahii var. asahii CBS 2479, 567 nucleotides. RefSeq lists its product as uncharacterized. NCBI's taxonomy places the organism in Eukaryota, Fungi, Basidiomycota, Tremellomycetes, Trichosporonales, Trichosporonaceae. The coding region runs from base 1 to 567 and encodes 188 amino acids. The transcript is spliced from 3 exons. The record is from RefSeq and is a predicted model, not a curated record.
AUGCCAGAGCCGAGGGAGCAGGAGACUGAGCCCAUCGCAAGAGGCGAGGCAAGAAGACUGAGACGAUGGCACGCACGCGGCCUCGAAGUCAGGCUCGCCAUUAGCACAGUCUUGCGGAUCGCGGAUCGGCGAGGCGAUGUCUCUCGCACCGUCCGAGGGCUCGGCGCCGAGCGAGGCGGGCGAGCGCAGCGCAGGCUAGUCAUGGAGGCCUCCACGAACGCCCCUUCCGCCUUCCUCCUUUUGGUCUCCACCUUGUUUCUACCCCAGUUCAUCCUCGCCGCCGCUGCUCUUCUCUCCACCCUCGCGCUCGCCGAGCCCCUUCCCCUCGCCGGCGACGCUGCCGCCGGCACUGAGAUGCAGGCCCGCGGCGAGCCUUUCUUCCUGUCUGAGCGCGCCUGCAACCCUUCCAACUGCCCGUGCAACGGCAUCCAGGGCCAGUUCUGCACCAACGGCAUUAACCCCGGUUGCAUCAAGGGCCACGUCUACGAGUGCCAGGCCGGCACGGGCAAGACGUGCGACUAUGGCUACCGCAAGUCCUGCGCCGAGUGCGGAGAGCUCCAGUGCUAA